Messenger RNA from Zootermopsis nevadensis, 4580 nucleotides. RefSeq names its product proton channel OtopLc. Gene Ontology annotation, biological process: proton transmembrane transport. Lineage: Eukaryota; Metazoa; Arthropoda; Insecta; Blattodea; Termopsidae. Gene Ontology annotation, molecular function: proton channel activity. Gene Ontology annotation, cellular component: membrane. The record is from RefSeq and is a predicted model, not a curated record.
CUUCAACACAGUCCUAAGACCUGCAACAGUUUGUCAAGACAAGUAGUAUGGAGCUGGUACCACACGAUUCACUCAGGCCGUACGUGUCUUCGAGGGAGACGCGUCUGGCGACCCUCCAGGAGGAGCCAGAGAAAAGCGGAAAGGACCAGCAGCAGCAGCCGCUACAGACAGAACACUGCAGGAAAAAAAGUUGGACCAACAGAUCAGACGACAUCCUGACUGCGACUCUCUCAGCUUUCUACGGCAAACUUCUGGUGGUCCUGGGUUUGGCUCUGCCCGUCACCGCAGCUAUUAUCCCAGAAAGCACCGCGACAACAUAUGAUGGUUUCUACCUAUACCUGUACCUGGGCAGCCUCUUUUUCCUGUGCUACAUGUACGCGGGUGUCAUGAAGGAAGAGGUCGUUCUAAGUGUUAGCAGGAAGACGUCAGCCUUCGAGAUGUCCAGCAGACUGAAGGGAGCUGGAUCAGGCCAAGAGCAACAAAUCCGUUAUGGCAGCUUCUAUCUCAGGAUGGGUGUCGCUGGUUUCGGUGUGGGCGCCAUGAUCCACGCCGUGCUUCACUUCGGGAUGUACUUCGAACUUCGCAGCACCUCCAAGUGCGACGACAUUCUGGUGGCCAUCACGCCACUAGCCCAGGCCGCCUUCAUUAUCAUGCAGAUGAUCUUCAUAUUCUCCGACAACAACAAGCUGGUGGAGGAAUACAGCUACAGAGUGGUGGCGCGGUUCGGCCUGAUGCACAUGAUCGCCACUAACCUGUGUGAAUGGCUGUACGUGGUGGUGGAGGAAACCAAGUACGACAUCAUGCAGGUGUUCAACACCACCAACAAGCACCGCCCUGUAUCGAACGUCUCGGAUCACGGAAUCUCCAGAACGUACAUUCCAGACAUCGAGCCAGAAUGCUGGAAGUCGAACAUCAUGGCGCCUCUGGUGCGCAGUGCCAGCCGUUUCCUGUUCCCCUGCACGGUGGAGUACAGUCUACUCUGUGCAGUCAUCCUGGGCGUCAUGUGGAUCAACGCUUGUUCUGAAAACAAGAAUCAACACAGCGACCCUACGACGCCCGACAGCCCGACAGGGCGAGUGAGUGGCGUCAAUAUCAUCUACACGCGGUCCGUCAGCCAGUUCUCUGUCGACUGUACCAGCGCGCAUAAGGGUCUGUUCGCAGGCAUCCUAAUGCUGGUGCUAUCCAUCGUGAGUCUGAUAAUGUUCUACGAGCUGGUGCAGCGGCCACAGUAUGUCGACGAAGCUGUCUUGCAGGUGAAUGUCUGGGAGACUGUGAUGUAUGCUACUGCUACCGUCGCCGUCAUCCUGUACCUCUUUGCGAUUCGAAACGUCGGGCGCAUACCAGGACGCCGAAGCCUCGAGUUGGAACACAUCCUGCUGUUCAUGACGCAGGCCGGCCUCUUCCUGUACAUCCUUUUCCAGAUCAUCGGGGCAUAUUUCUCUCUGGAUGUGAAACCCCGCUGGGCAAUCAUGCGGAUCAUAACACCCGUGGCCGCCCUGGUGCAGAGCAUGAGCCAAACGAUCCUGGUGCUAGACGCGUGGAAGAGGCGGUGCAACACUAAAGAGCAGAUAGACCAGAAACCAGGGAAACAGCUGAUUACGUUUCUGCUGAUCGCCAAUCUCGCCAUGUGGGUGGUCAACAGGCUGAAGAACAACCGGGCCGAGUUCCACCCUCUGCAGGCAGAGUUUUACGGCGUCUGGGCCUGGACCAUAAUCACUCACAUAUCAAUGCCCCUAGUGGUGUGUUACCGCUUUCAGUCCACGGUUUGUCUAUACGAGAUAUGGAAACAUGUUUACAAGAUGCGAUCCCUAGAUCCCUAGAUAUCUCAAAACACGUGCUAAAAGGUCAAGUACCAGCAUGUACUAUGACAUGUUUCAACAGUACAUUUCAUGAACAUAUAUUUAUUAAAUUGAGUCUGUGCAGGUUUAUAAAAAUGAUACUACCAUCAUGAUUUUCGGUUGUAACACCAUCAUUUGAUGCCUGGGAGAAAUCGGAUUCAAUUUGUUGGAUUGUUUGCUCUAGUUUGGCUUAUUAUAAACAAUUUUAGAAUAAUGUUGUAAAAGACCACAGUAUACACUAGACAUUCGUGUUUGGCAUGAAAAAUUACGAAUAACAUGCUAGUAUUCAUGAUCUUUAAAGUCCUAUAAUGUUACAAUUAGAUAAAUUAAAACUUCAUACAGAAUGAAUAAACAAGUAAUAUUGAUGGUUGACUGUCCAAUAUUAUUGCACAUAUUAAGAGAAAAUUAAUUUUACAUAAAUUGUUGGUACAUGUUUCAAAGUUUUAUUUUAAUACGCCGGUAUAUUAACACAGCAAAGCAAAUCUGAUUUCAACGCAGUCAAAAUUCAUCAAAAACUUACUUUGUGCUUCCCAUUUUAUUCAGACCUACUGCUAAAGCAAAUAAGAAUUUAUUUUCAUGCAGAAUAGCCUAUAAGAUGUGAUAAGACAGUUUAUUUAUGAUCUUACGUAAAGCAAACAUUAAAUUUGUCCGAUCUAAAGAACACUGAAAUGGCUCGAAAAAUUUUCCCAAAACUUCCCAGUUUUAAAAUUAAUGAAAAUCCGCUCAGACAUUCUCAGUUUUUUCAUACGUACGGACAGACUAACGAACGGAGCGAUUUUAAGAGGCUCUUUGUAUGGUUGAAAACACAUCUGAAAACGAAGACAAAUUCAUUAUGGAGGCGUGUUUAUCCAAGCCUGCAGCUGUUGUGGAUCAUUAUUGGCAUUACUAUAUAAAAACCAAUUCAAAUUCUUUAUGAACGCGUGUUUAUCCAAGCUUGCAGUUGUUUAAAUUCAUAAUUGCCUUUACUGUAGAAAAAUCAGUUACAAUUCAUUAGGGAAAAGUGUUAUCGGAGGCGGUAGCGGUUGACUGAAUGCCGUGAGUAUAGUUACUAUGGAUUAAUAAACGUAAAGUUUCAUUCGCUACAAAAGUUUUCUGACAUCGGUUCAGUGAUAAUUCAUUGAUAUUAUCACUAUUACCUAUCCGUAAAGAUAAACAUAAAAAUAAGUAAGUUUAACUCUAAAACUCUCCGUAACGGGAUGCUCCGGUUUCGAAUUUCGUCGCUGAGACCGGCUAUCCUAACUGAGGUUUUCCUCAGUAUCCCCAAGAAUAUGCUGGAACGUUCAAGUUAUUAUCUCUUUCUUCACCAUCCUUUUCGCGUUCAAUAAUCACAGCCAUCAUAGAAUCCAAUUAUAUAUAACCUGUGCAGAUAAACAAGUAUUGUUAAAUAACCUAACAGUCAAUCAUCAUCUAACUAAUGAUUGCAAAUACCAGAUAAUGGCGUUACGCCGAAACGUGUUAUUAUUUCUAUAAUAUGGUGUAGGCUGGAUAUAAUACAUAUGUUUAUGCAAUAAGUAUGAACGUAUGUGAAUGUGUAUUACUAGACAUAGUAUCUUCAAAGAAGAUUUUUGUAAGAGCAAAAUGAUGGAACAAUUAGCAUAACUUGAUUUCUGUUGAGUAAAUAAGGUCUUUCUCAUUCUGCAACCACGAGGUUUAAAAAUACAGUCAAACUACCAGUAGAACUUUUGGAACAGUGAAACCUAAGUCUUGGCAAUGUGUGAUCAGAUUCAAGAGGUCAUCAAUUUCAUUCUAUUUUCCGGAGGUACUGUCGGUCUCAUACCUUGAACAAACUCAUUAUCAAACUUGUUUUUGAAAUCCAGUCAUUUGAGACACCAUGGUUUCUAACAUCCUAAUCGAAUUGUCUAAAAUAAAAUAUGUUAAAAUUAAUUUUGUCUUCCUUCAGAACCUCUGCGUUCAAAAACAUCUAUUUUAAACCAACGACUUGGAGGAGAUGCAUCUUACAAGCCAAAUGACAAUGUUAUUGACUUAGGUGAAGAAUAAUUUUACGUAAUUUUAGAACUGAUGGCCUAAUCCUUUAAAUAAAAGUGGUAACUAUACAUACCACCUGCUUUAACACUCAACAAAACUGAAUCUUACUCAGAGUGUAUUUAUGGGUUUCGUUUGAUUCUCAAAAUAAACAGCGGUUAUUUCCCUAAACAGAAUUAACCUACUAAACUUUGUAGUGGGGAUAUGUUGUGUUUUAUUUGAAGUAGAAAGUGGAAUGUUAAAUAUCAUUUAGACAAGUUUCGUGUUUCAAAGGGUUAAUAAAAACCACACUGUUGACUGUCUCAACUAUUAACGAAGCAAUUGUAGAAAGUAAGUUACAUUUCACAAUUAUCAGAAAUCCUUUACGGGGUCACUUUUUAAAUGAUAUUUAGUUUUUUAUGUAGUUUCGCAUGAAAACGAUGUAUUGUGAACGAAACUGAAUUCCGUUUCUGUAUCCGUUGAUAUUCCUAUCUAAGACGCAUUAGAUGAAAAUAUCUAGGACUGCCUGAGACACACCGUUUUAAUAAACAUCAGAUCCGAUUCUAGUGCCUAUGACACGCAUUUCCAAAUACCAUCUCACAACAGCCGUUUAUUUUUGUCACCUCUUCUCCUUCUUCGGCGGACCAAAUAAUUCUAGUUCUCAGGAGAAAGACUUUCUUUCCAACAAGAGCUGAGCGAUAAAUUCUCAUAUAGAGGCCUAUGUCAAUAUAUCCGCUUUUUUCACUUCGUGGAGUCGACUACAUUUGUCUGUAUCGGCUA